CCGCCGUCCAGCCGCGCAGAGCCGGCGCGCCGCGACCAUGGCAGCCACGCUGGGCGUCGCGGAGGGCGGCUACAUCCGCACCGUGCUGGGCCAGCAGAUCCUGGGCGAGCUGGACAGCUCCAGCCUGGCCCUGCCGGCGCAGCUGUCGGGCGGGCGCGGCGAGGCGCAGAAGUCGCUCCGCAUCCAGCGGCAGGUCCAGCAGACCCUGGCGCGCAAGAGCAGGACCGCCGUGGGCAACGGGAGUCUGCAUCGGACCGCUAGUGUUCCAGAAUACGUGCAUAAUCUAGAUACAGUUGAAACGGACUUUGCUUCACGACCUUCUGUUAGAACUUUGUAUUAUCAGUCGCAUCAGAAAAGCUCCCCAAUUAGUUAUGAAAAUGGCUGGGGUCCUCGAAGCAUGCAGUACAGUUCAUACAAGUCCAUGGAAGAGAGGACUCAAAGACAGCCCCUGAAGAGAUUAGAGGUUUCUCCUGAUGGCCCUGACAAGUUGGCUUAUCUGCAGAACGACCUUCAGUACAACAGAGGUCUAACUCUAAGGCACGGUGAAAGCAGGAGAGCCGGUAUCAUGCCACCGAGAUACGCUCGCUCUGAGGCUGGGGGCUACGGCAGCCACAGCAUUUUAAAUAGAGGGAGCACCAUUCAAAGGCAUUUCUAUGUGGCGCCUGUCAACGACACGGGGGUUGAUGGUGUCCCUAUGAGCCCAGGAGUGCCGCUGUAUCAGCAAAUCAGGAGCAGUCGGAGUAUGACCAACCUGUUAGAUAAAGAGAGUUACCAGACUUCUGAUGCUGCUGUGGGACAAGUCAGGUCACCCAUGACUUCCCAAAUGGGAUCUCAGAACAGGCAGUCGAUGAGGUCCAGCUGGCAUCAGAGUACCUUCAGGUCGCAGAGUACAAGGGAGGCUUCUCAACCAGCUUCAGUCACCAGCGCCACUGCUGAGACGGGCGGGAAGAGAGUGGCAAUGACAGCAGCGAUGGCAGCUGCAGCAGGAAGUGGUCUCUUAGAGCAAGAAAGGGUAGCCGCCAGCAGGUCUCAACUGGGGAGUCCAGAAGAGGAGAUGACUUUGGAGCGUGCCGUACAUAUACUGCAAACUGAACAGUUCUCACCCCCUCGAGUCCUUGCAGCAAUAAUUUUUAUACAGCACGAGAGCUUCCAGAGAGCAGAGGCCAGGAGGAAAGUCUACUUGCUGCAGGGUAUUCCCAAGCUCCUGGAAGUUUUGAAUGUGCAAAAUGAGGAGAUUCAGAGGGCAGCCUGUGGUGCAUUGAGGAACCUUGUCUAUGAAGACAAUGACAACAAACUGGAAGUGUCAGAGCAUAAAGGGAUCUCAAUUUUAUUGAGGUUAUUGCAGCAAACGGAAGAUGUGGAGACGAAAAAGCAAAUUACAGGUUUGUUAUGGAACCUGUCCUCCAAUGACCAGCUGAAGAAUAUAUUGAUCCGAGAGGCCCUGCAGCCUUUGACCGAAACUGUUCUCAUCCCUUACUCAGGCUGGCCAGACAGAGACUAUCCCAAAAAAUCAGGCGUUGUACCAGACCCUGAUAUUUUCUACAAUGCAACAGGAUGCCUGAGAAAUAUGAGCUCAGCUGGCCCUGAAGGAAGAAAGAAGAUGAGAGAAUGUAAUGGGCUGAUUGAUUCAUUGGUGUAUUACAUACAAGGAACAACUGCAGACCAUCAGCCUGACGACAAGGCCACAGAGAAUUGUGUGUGCAUUCUUCAUAAUCUCUCCUACCAGUUAGAGUCUGAGCUCCCAAGCAGCUAUACACAUAAUAUGUAUACACAAAAAAGAGAUGUUUCCCCCAACAACAAUUACAUUGGAUGUUUUGGAUCACAGAGCAGAAAAGCAAAGCAGAAGCAACAGGACCUGCCGCUGCCUGAGGAAAAGAGCAACCCCCGGGGCAUCGAAAAGCUCUGGCACUCCACCCUGAUAAGGAUAUAUCUGUCCUUAAUAGCGAAAAGCACAAGGAACUUUACCUGGGAAGCAUCACUAGGAGCGCUCCAAAACCUCACUGCAGGCAGUGGACCUAUGCCAUUUGCGGUAGCCCAAAUCAUUGUCCAGAAGGCAAAUGGCCUCCCAAGUAUUCGAAACAUGCUUCAUGUGAGCAAUCCAAGCGUCAGGAAAACAGCAGUCUCCCUGAUCAGGAAUUUGUCUCGUAACGCCUCACUACGAAACGAAAUAGCCAGGGAGGUCUUGCCCGAUUUGGUUGCUGUACUUCCAGAUUUCAUCUCAUCUUCUGACAUUGCAAAUGAGACCACCGCUUCCGCCUGCUAUGCUUUAUACAACCUCACUCAGAGCAGCUCUCAGAAUGCUCGGCUUCUCCUGAAUUCCGAUGGCAUCUCAAAGGUUACGAACAUCAGCACAAGUGAGAGCAAAGCCGGUAGAGCAGCUUCAAUCCUCUUAUACUCUUUAUGGUCUCAUGCUGACCUCCACAAUGCCUACAAAAAGGUUGGCUUUAAAAAGACCGAUUUCAUCAAUAACCGGACAUUGAGGGCCUACAAUUCACUCAAAGACUAAAACAGAGGAAACAACACCCAAGGAGACGGAUUUCCAUUUGGACACUUGGGCAGCCGUCUCCUCUGCGUCUUCUCACCAGGAAGAAUUUCAGAGCACCUUUCAGAGGAGGCUGAUUUUAUACUUUCACUAGAGGAUGACAAGAAAGUGUGCCCCUUCCCAAUGUGAUCUGCCUUAUACCAUGGCUUCUUAGCCAGUUUCAGCUCAGGAUUCAUUGGUAAAUCCCUGUUGCAAUCUAGUCAAUAUUUUUAAUACAAAAUCUGAUAUUCAUAUCAGUUGCCCAGGUUUAGAUAGCAAGUGCCCAUCAAUAGACUACUGUUGAUAUGCUAUUGUAUAUCAAGCCAGUAACCAAAGACCAGGGUGGUGGGGGUGGGAAUUCCUGUUGCAACUUUUUUGCUUGUUUGUUUUUAGGGUGUGGUACUACACUUUUUACUAAUCAGAGCUUUAUGCAAAACUGCUUCUAGUCUAGCAGGCAUCUCUGCAGCUUGUUGAAAGUACAAGCGGGUAAGAUUGCUUUUGAAACAUGAAACUAUCCCGGGUGUAAUUUUCUGCUGAACUGCUGCAAUGAUUAUUGCCUUGUGUAUGUAUGUUUUACCAAAACUUCAUUUUUUUUAAGAAAUGCAGAAUUGAAAUAAGGUAUUGAAGGAGCUGUCUUUUUUAAAAAAAAAUCCAUAUAAAUUUGGGAUUGCCUUUCUAUAUUCCUUGUAAUAUUCUGACAGUGCUUUCUAGUUUGAAGACUCAGCCAGAGCAAAAAUUGCCACAUUAAAUUGUUUAUCUGAUCAUUA
This is a messenger RNA of Eublepharis macularius, 3288 nucleotides long. RefSeq names its product plakophilin 2 (gene PKP2). The coding region runs from base 38 to 2506 and encodes 822 amino acids. The transcript has 13 exons. Gene Ontology annotation, molecular function: intermediate filament binding; cadherin binding; alpha-catenin binding. The record is from RefSeq and is a predicted model, not a curated record. Gene Ontology annotation, cellular component: intermediate filament; plasma membrane; adherens junction. Gene Ontology annotation, biological process: protein localization to plasma membrane; cell-cell adhesion; cell-cell junction assembly. Lineage: Eukaryota; Metazoa; Chordata; Lepidosauria; Squamata; Eublepharidae.